AUGCCGACGACUCGCGCGCCGCGCCGCUCCCCGCGUCUCGCGGCGUCCGCGCGUCGCCUCGCGCCGUCCGGGACGAGCGCCCCCGCGAGGGAUCUUCUCUCUUUCUCUCGGCACCCGUUCCGAAUCGUUCCGUCGACGACGGCGGCGGGCGCGGGCGCCGUCCCCGCUUCCGCGCGCCGCGCCGCUUCCGCGCGAAUUCGCGCGAACGCGUCCGACGCCGACGCCGACGCCGACGACGCCCCCCUGAACGCGGACGCGCUCCUCCGGGAGAUGGCGGACACGUCCGAUCUCGGGAAGCGCGGGGAGCUCUUCUUCGUCGGUCAGGCGCGUUCUAUACACUGGUCCCCAUACGACCCCGUCGCCGUGGUGAACGCCGAUCCUUAA
Micromonas pusilla CCMP1545 is the source of this 384-nucleotide messenger RNA. RefSeq lists its product as uncharacterized. The transcript has a single exon. NCBI's taxonomy places the organism in Eukaryota, Viridiplantae, Chlorophyta, Mamiellophyceae, Mamiellales, Mamiellaceae. Bases 1 to 384 code for a protein of 127 amino acids. The record is from RefSeq and is a predicted model, not a curated record.